This is a messenger RNA of Cladocopium goreaui, 834 nucleotides long. NCBI's taxonomy places the organism in Eukaryota, Dinophyceae, Suessiales, Symbiodiniaceae. The record is from the annotation of a GenBank genome assembly.
AUGUCCUGUUUGCCAAGCUCUUUGUACCAGCCGUUGGACUUGAAGGGUAGCGCUGUGCUGCUGACGGGCGCUACUGCAGGUAUCGGAGAAGCCACUGCCUGGCGUUUUGCCGAGCUCCGUUGCCAUUUGGCGCUCUGUGGUCGUCGUACCGAGAGAUUGGAGGCGCUGAAGAAGGCACUGUGCGAGCGUUUUCCGGACCUUCCUGAGCCAAUCGCUGUGACGCUAGAUGUUCAGGACACGGAGAAAAUUGCCAAGCUUCCUGAGCAGCUGAAGGCUGCUGGCAUGGCGGCUGUGGAUAUUUUGAUCAACAAUGCUGGGUUGGCCCUUGGGGUCGCCAGCGCCAUUGAGAACGAACUGAGCAACAUCCAAACGAUGCUUGCAACGAACGUCACUGCAGUGAUGCAUUUAGUGGCAACUUUUGGGCCACAGAUGCGUGAACGUGGCAAAGGGCACAUUGUCAACAUCUCAUCGGUGGCAGGACACGAGGCCUACCAGGGUGGUUCGGCCUACUGUGCCACCAAGCAUGCUGUCAAUGCGUUCACCAUCGCAUCGAGACAUGACCUGGCCGGAACUCCCAUCAGGGUCACAGCAAUCAGUCCUGGCAUGGUGGAAACGGACUUCUCCAAGGUGCGCUUCGGUGACGAGUCAAAAGCUGCCAAGGUCUACGAGAACAUCAUUCCACUGGUGGCUGAGGAUAUUGCCGACCAGAUUGUGUAUGUCACCACUCGACCGAGGCACGUGCAAAUCGCUGACAUCAUUUCCUAUGCUACAAAUCAGGGCCAUGCAAAAUAUGUCAUCGAGAGACAAGGUGAGUCUAUGGGAGCAGGCAAUUGA